UCCACAUUUCCUCGAUCUCUUUCUCUAUCAUAAUAAAUCUAACAAUGGAAAAAGAAGAAGACUACAAUCAGAAAGUACAGCAGCAAGAUGAAGAUGAUGAAGAAGAGGAAACGCUUUCAUUUUGCGAUCUUCCAAUUUACAGUAACAACACCGACGAUUAUUCUGUUUCCGUUUCAUCAUCGUCGUUAGACGAUGAUGAGAUGAACAUGUUUGAGUUUCUCAAUCGAGAUAUGAGUAUUGGAUCUAGCGAGAAAAGCAUUAUUUUCUGUGGAAAGAUCAUUACCUAUAAGGAAUCCGAACAAUUCAACGAAACAGAUGCCAGAGAAGAAUCGAAACCUAGCAAAGGAAGACGAUAUUGGAGCCUAUUUAGAGAAAAAUCAUCAAAAGAUAGAACUAGUACUUCAGUCUGGAAAUUACCGUCGUCGGUUGUAGUAUCUUCGAGGAGUACGCGAUCGAGAUCUAGAUCUAGAUGGAAUUUGAUUAUGUUUGGAUUGUUGAAGUUUCCGUCGUGGUCGUCGGGUGUGGAAAUGGAGCUGAGUGAUAUAAGGAACCGUCAGAAACGUCGGAAUCCGGCGAAGGCGGUGGCUGACGGUGAAGAGAAAAGGAAUUCAAGCGUUAAUGGAUUGUGGAGUUUGAUUCGAACUUUGAGUUGUAGCAGUGGCCUGGCCGUUUCCGCUGUAGUUCCGGGCACCGGUUUUCUCUAUUAACUUAUUUCGUAUGAGUUUUUGGCUAAUA
Molecule: messenger RNA, 735 nt
Organism: Impatiens glandulifera
Lineage: Eukaryota; Viridiplantae; Streptophyta; Magnoliopsida; Ericales; Balsaminaceae
Exons: 1
Coding region: 45-707 (220 amino acids)
Source: RefSeq, a predicted model, not a curated record